Molecule: messenger RNA, 1677 nt
Organism: Fusarium vanettenii 77-13-4
Lineage: Eukaryota; Fungi; Ascomycota; Sordariomycetes; Hypocreales; Nectriaceae
Exons: 1
Coding region: 1-1677 (558 amino acids)
Source: RefSeq, a predicted model, not a curated record
AUGGGAUCCCCAAACAAAGCAUCUCCCACCAGAGGGGGUGAUGAUUCACCAUCUUCCUCUUCAUCACUUCGAACUUCAUCUCUCCUCCGUCGUGUUGGGUCCGUGAGAGUGCACAGAAACGACCUCUCUGAACGCCUUGGACUCUUGAGAAUGAUGAGUAUGUAUGUUCUCGCGCAUAUAUCGAGAUCUACUGACAUUCAAGACCCUUCGAGCGCCCGCAAGAGGAGCAAAUCAAACCCCCAAGUGGCUUCGCCGCCAACCACGCCGCGGUUUAUCGUCCAAGAACCGCCUUCUCAUCGCAAUGGGCUUCCUGCUUGGGACCGCGCAUUUGACGCCGUCUACCACAGCAGCAUCAGCCAAACUCCAACCUUCUCUGACACUCUUACCAGCUUCUUUGAGGAUCACGGACGCUCAAGACCAGACUCGGGCUACUUUCGCCUCCCAGACGAUAUCCGGCAACGAAUCUGCAACCUCAUCCUCCCCGUCGUCGAUCGUCCAGUACGUCUAAACCGCCUCUUCUUCACUCGCGAUGUCUGGCGAGAAGGAGACCUCGCAUCACCAACCGACGCUCUCCUACCUCUAACUCCGUACUCCCAAGUCUCGUUUGCCUUUCGCGCCGACUUUCUCGUGGCGUUCCUUCAGAGCGUCACGCUGCAUGCCGUCUUCUCGCCCUUUGUGGGGUGCAGGGUUAACCCCCUCGCCACGGCCUGGCUGAAUCGCUAUGGGCCGUAUGCAACGAGCAUUGCUGUCGAGAUUGACAUGUCGCGUUUGGGUUGUGGACCAGGGGAUAGCGCUACCUGUCUUCUUCCCGAUGUCGAGCAUGUUGAGGAUCUCGUUUGCGAGUUUGGAGACUCGCAGCUGAAACGAAAAGAGUCUCUUCCCAUGCAGAGUCUGGUUCUCCUCUGCCGACGAUUCUACGGCCGUCGUAGUCCUUCACUGUCAAGACCAGGCACAGGACGUUCCAGCGGUGCGAGUAGUAGCAGCAGAACCAACUCGACCGAAGGCACGAGGUUCCAGUCUCCAGAGAUGUACGCAUCUAUGGACGAGCUCAUGAAGCAGAUGACCGAUGAAACCGUGUCGAGUCCGUUCGAAACACCGAUGCCGUCGCCGUUGCUCCAAUCAGAGUACUGUCCAGACUCGUACCUCCUUUUCUGCAACCACAUAAUCCACCUCAAAGGACGAAUCAACUCCCUACGAAUGUGUGGUUUCGACGAGACGUACACGACGCGGUUCAUUGCGACAUUGUUCUCAGAUGUCAACAGCGGACAGACGUACCGGGUAGCGCCCUCGACGAUAUGGCCUAGACUCAGUGGGCAAAAGUCCUGUCUGGACUCCGGAGACGGAUACACAAUACUGGACGAGCACCAAGUCCAAUCAGCUUUGAACACUCCAACGGCACUUCGACCCUGGGAAGGAUGCGUACAGCUCCCUCCCCCCAUCCUUGACAAAGAAGGAAACACCAGCCUCCCACCCAUCGUGGGAGAUCUACAGAGACUCAGGAGUCCAUACGCAAGGACAGUCACGAGUCUAUCGGAGCGAACAUGUGAUCAAAUGCUCAAGGAAACCGGGGGACUUGGAAAUGGAUCCGACAAGAAUAGAUUUCUACGGUUCAUGAAGAAGUACGGCAAGAAGAAGAAGCAGAGGAUCCUGACGAGGGAGGCUUCUGCGACGAUGUGA